AGCGGUCUUGCUGGCUCUCUGACGGCCUAUCACCUUCUAAGUGCUGACGGUCCCCAGAAUAUCGUCAUGCUCGAGGCUCGUGAAGCUUGUUCUGGCGCUACUGGUAGAAAUGCUGGUCAUUGUCGUCCUGAUGCUUUCCGCGGUUUCACUGCGCUCGCAAAGAUACAUGGCCCGGAGCAAGCGAUGAAGAUACUUCAACACGAGAAGCUAGUGUUGGACAAAGUCAUCGACUUCAUAUCCACUAAUAAAGUCGAUUGCGAUUUCGAUCUCUGCGGUACCUUCGACGUAUGCAUGGGCGAAGACUUUUUAGACUAUGUCACGAACGCGUUCGAAGAGUUCAAAGCCGCAGGUGGAGAUGCUUCCCCAAUUCGAUGGAUGGAAUCCGAAGAGGCUCGAAAGGUCACACGCGUUCCAUCUGCACUGGGUGCAUUCGAGUGGAAAGCUGCGAGUCUUCACCCCGCAAAGCUUUGCCAGUUCAUCAUCCGGAGCAAUGUCAAGAAUGGACUCCAGCUGUUCACCCAUACGCCCGCAGUCGCAAUCACCACCGUAACAACGCCGAAUGGAGUAUGGCAGGUGAAGACUCCUCGGGGAAGCAUCCUCGCAAGUCGGGUUGUUCACGCCACGAACGCCUUCGCACCCACGCUCCUCCCCCUCCUCUCCGGAAAAGUCACCCCCUGUCGCGCUCAAGCCCACAAAAUCAUCCCUCCUCGACCUCUCAACUCCACCAACCUCCUGACUCACACCUACUCCCUUCGCUACCAAUUGCACCAUUUCUAUUCCGUCAUACAGCGGAAAGUAGAUGGUGCGAUCGUGCUAGGGACGUCGAGAGGUAUGCCUGGGAUGAGCGAGGAGACACGGAGGGAGAUUACUGGGACGACGGAUGAUACGAAGAUCAGUGAGGAGAUCAGGAAGGAUGGGCUGGCGAGUUUUGAGAGGAGUUUUGGACUGGGGGAUGGAGGUGACGGGAUGGGGAGGCAGAUAGGCGAGGGUGAGGAGUUUGGGUGGACUGGUAUUAUCGGGAUGACUCCAGACCUCAUGCCGUUUAUAGGUCCCGUUCCCUCCCUCCAUGGUCAGUUCGUGAUCGCUGGGUUUAACGGUCAUGGUAUGGCCAGGAUCUUCGAUUGUGCACCUGGACUCGUCAAACUUAUGGAUGGAGGCGAAUGGAGCGAUACCAAUAUGCCUGAGUGCUUCCAAUGCACGAACGAGCGGUUGGAGCAAUUGUCUAAAUAG
This is a messenger RNA of Stereum hirsutum FP-91666 SS1, 1230 nucleotides long. RefSeq names its product FAD dependent oxidoreductase. Gene Ontology annotation, molecular function: oxidoreductase activity. The record is from RefSeq and is a predicted model, not a curated record. The transcript is spliced from 7 exons. NCBI's taxonomy places the organism in Eukaryota, Fungi, Basidiomycota, Agaricomycetes, Russulales, Stereaceae. Bases 67 to 1230 code for a protein of 387 amino acids. Gene Ontology annotation, cellular component: cytoplasm.